Messenger RNA from Spodoptera littoralis (African cotton leafworm), 1026 nucleotides. NCBI's taxonomy places the organism in Eukaryota, Metazoa, Arthropoda, Insecta, Lepidoptera, Noctuidae. The record is from the annotation of a GenBank genome assembly.
AUGGACGACAGAUCACCAAAAAAAUAUCAAAAGAAUCAAAAGUACGUUUGUGCAAUGUGCUUGAACAACAGAGUUGAAGGGAAAGCUAACGAAUGUUGCAGGAAAAUUCCAAAAAGUUGUCCUAUAUGCCAGAAGUCAAAAGAAUGCGUUUUAAAUGAAAUAAAGAAAGAAAAAGAAAUGAAGGAUAAAUGCCCUUCAAGCAAGGAUCCCAAUGUUAAAACAGUCCAAACAUCGGACACAAAUGUCGCACAAGGCUUGAGUCUUCUAAAUGAAGUACUAACCGUGUUCCAAAAUAAAAAAGUCGAUAUGAACAAAGAUAAAGUCAAAUCCGGACUUCUGAAAGACGUAGCUGUUGCAACAGACGACCAAAAUGAUGACAAAAACUUAAAAGAACGAACCAGACUAACUGUUAGUACGUUCCAAUAUUCUAUAGAGGAUACGAAGAAAACUCAUGAAAAUGGAAAGUUUAUUAUCGUGAACUCUAGCCAACCAGAAGUAGUGGGGAGUAGAAAUUCCGUGGACCUCUUAAAGCAUAAGUCCUCUUCAAUACCACAGAUGAAGUUGGAGGAAUUGAAAUAUUCCCUCAAAGCAAAGAGUCGGUCGAAAGACGCUAUUGAGGAAGUGAACAGACUAUUCGCCACUGUUCGAAAGCCAAGCCAGAAAAUCUCUGACAUAUCCAACCGUCCAAUGGUGAGAAGUGGUCCAAGAGUUCUGCCAGUGGUUAAUAACAAUUACAAUAUACAUGCAGAACCGAAUAAACGAGACUUUGGCUACGAAUGCGUCAAUUCUCAAAAUAGUUCGUGCAAGGUUUGCCAAACUUGCAUGUCCAGUGGUGACUCUAAUAGCAAGAAUGAGUGUUGCCACUCUGAUAAACAAAAGUGUGACAAGUGCGUCUAUAUGCUGUGUUGCCAUUAUGAACAUAAACGUAAAGUGCAGACCGGAGUGUUGAUUUGCGAACACUGCAGAGAAAUGAAUGAAGAUUAUUGUUGCCAGCAUAAUUGUGUCGAAGACAGUGGGUAUCACUGA